CAUUAUUAUAGUUGGAAUCGUUUGAUUUUUUAGCUUGACUAUUGUUGUAGUUGGGGUUGGAGGAUUCUUGUAGGGGAGGGUCCUCCUGUCUAUUGUUGUUUUCUCUUGGCAUUUCUCGGUUAAAAAAAAUUAAUAUAUGAACUUCCAAGCGACCCUAAAUUAACUCAUCAACCAACUACCUAGAGGUAAAUCGGUUAACCAACACAACAUAACAUUAAACGAAAAACCUAUUGUUUUUAUCGAUGGGGCUUUCCACAAGCAUUGCAAACGAGGUUAAGAACGACCUCCUUCGACUCGGACAAAUUGGAGUGCGAUGUCAGCUCGACGUGCUUAUAGGCCUCAUGUACGAACCUCAACAGGGCGCCGCAAUUGCCGCACUUCAAGGAAACUCCCGUAAUUUAUCGAUCCACCAAUCACUAGGAACAUAAGCUCCCCGGGACUUCUAAACUUUGUCUGCGACGAACAAAUGCGGGAGGCUCCGGGUGGAGUUUAAAGAAUUUUGGGUUUUUUUUUGUCAUUAGAUCACUCUCAAAGAGUAUAGCUCACAAUAGAUACACAGGAAACCAAGCUAAGGAAAAGAGGCCGUCUAAAGACUGAAUACCCAGCUCAAAGUCGAACCCCUUAACAUGAGAAUUCGAGCUUUUUGAUCUAUUGGACUUGGAAGGAUUUAGAUCGUUGUUUGAAUGCCCAAACUCGUAUUGGAGUUGGUUUCAGGGAGGGCGAGUUCUUUUGCUUAUUCGAGAGGGGAGAUUUCCUUAUCUUCGGAAUCGAUGGCGGCCGUGGGAGGAGGAGAAUGCUGGUCCUCCUUCUCUUAUUUAUAUUUUAUUUAUUUUAAUUUGAAGUGUUAUUACUAAUUUAAUAGAUAAUUAUGAAAGUUGAUUAUCACAUCAGAUAGAGAGGACGGUCAAUGAUCAAAUCUAGAAUAUUAAGCUAAUUUUAAUCAUCCGAAUGGGAAAAAAUAGUGACUUUCAUAAAAAAAAUAUUUCUAUUCAACAAGUAUGAAACAUUUUAGUAAAUCUAGUGAUAGGUUCAAACUUACAAUUUACCCUUCAUUCAACUCUAACAUGAGCUUGAAAAUAUCCGACUCGCAUGAAAAAAGAAUGAAAAGAAAGAUACAAAUUACGAAUCCAGCUAGUUAUUUAACUCCAGUUUUGUGUUACAGCAGAAGAAGAUAAGGAAAACACAGGUACUCUCCUCUCACAUUUCGUAAAUUAUUCCUCAAAUUCCACCGGAUUAGGAGCUGCUUUUGAAGAUCGAUUCAGGCCUCGGGAACCCAUUAGCACGGGAUAGUAGUUCCUCCCUCUGCUUCUCCAGCAGCUUUGUCUCCCUCGUUCUGCGAGGCAGUAUGUCUGCCUUUUCUCUGGUUUGCUAUAGUCCAUCUUUAUAUACCAAAGAGAAGAACUUGGGAUUUUCCAGCGUGAAGUCGAGACCUUUGAGGAGAUAUGGCGCAGCUGUGUCCCAUUUUUCGAUUCCUUCAGUACAUUUUUGUGGAAUUAGCAAAACCCAGAUAGAUUCCCCGAACAGCAGGAAAUUAGGGUCAUUUUAUAGCGAGCGCAAUGGAGUUUCCCUCUUGGGGUUAUGUCCUUGUGGCAAAUCUCGUCAUGGGUUUUCUUGUAGCAUUAGAAUUGGGGCAUUGGUCAAGGAUAACAAUGGAGGUGACCAAACUCAGCUGAAAAGAAGGAAUAGGGAUGUGAGAAGAAGGUUCUCGUUGAGACUGCGCCCCAGAUUGCGGCUGUUGUCCAUGAGGUUGAAGAGAAUUCUGAUUAGGUCAGCCUUGGGCAACUUCAUUUUGUUUCUUCGAAAGAAUCCCAAAAGGCAGGCGCUUUAUGCUUCUUUUUCUGUUGCAUUGGGAAUGCUCUUCUUGUUUCUGAGACUGACAUCCGUGCCAUCUCCUAACGUUGUUCCUUAUUCCGACUUGAUAUCGUGCAUCCAAGAAGGUUCUGUUACAAAAGUUCUACUCGAAGAGGGGUCUCGUCGGAUUUAUUACAACACUGAAUCGCAAGGAACUGGGAAUGGUGAUAAUUCUCCAAUUGCUGUAGAAAGUGUCACUGUUCCACAAGCAUCAGGUGCUACUCGGUUAGGGAAGCUACUGAAACCUCGAGCAUCGACACCUAAGUGGCAGUUUGCGACAAGGAAAAUAGACCAUGAUGAGAAAUUUCUGCUUAGUUUAUUGAGAGAAAAGGGAACAACCUAUAGCUCUGCUCCCCAAUCGGUUUGGAUGUCGAUGAGGAGUUUGCUGUUAACUAUUAUAGCUCUAUGGAUUCCUUUAUCACCUUUGAUGUGGCUUCUGUAUCGUCAACUUUCUACUGCCAAUAGCCCAGCAAAGAAGCGGCGUCCAAACAAUCGAACCGUCACCUUUGAUGAUGUGGACGGUGUUGAUGCUGCUAAGACAGAGCUUGUUGAGAUAGUCUCAUGCCUUCAAGGAGCUAUAAGAUACCAAAAAUUGGGGGCAAAGCUGCCAAGAGGAGUUUUGCUGGUUGGUCCACCUGGAACAGGAAAGACAUUACUCGCUCGUGCAGUAGCAGGAGAAGCUGGAGUUCCGUUUUUCAGUGUCUCGGCCAGUGAAUUUGUCGAACUGUUUGUUGGGAGAGGAGCAGCACGCAUCAGGGAUCUCUUUAACGCUGCCAGAAAAUCUGCUCCCUCUAUCAUAUUCAUCGAUGAACUGGAUGCAGUUGGUGGGAGGCGUGGUCGUAGCUUCAACGAUGAACGAGAUCAAACACUAAAUCAGUUGCUUACAGAAAUGGAUGGAUUUGAGUCAGAGAUGAGAGUGGUGGUUGUGGCGGCCACCAACAGACCAGAAGCACUGGACCCUGCUCUAUGUCGCCCCGGGAGGUUCUCGAGAAAGGUGUUUGUAGGGGAACCUGAUGAAGAAGGGAGGAGAAAAAUAUUAGCCAUUCAUUUGAGGGACGUGCCUCUGGAAGAAGAUACAGAACUCAUAUGUGAUCUAGUUGCUUCUUUGACUCCAGGAUUAGUGGGUGCCGAUCUUGCUAACAUUGUUAAUGAGGCUGCUUUACUAGCUGCCAGGAGAGGUGGUGAGACCGUGGCGAGGGAGGACGUAAUGGAAGCCAUUGAAAGAGCAAAGUUUGGGAUCAAUGAUAAGAAACUGAGGCCUAGUUCAAUAAGCAAGGAAAUAGGGAAGCUGUUCCCAUGGGUGCCAACUUUGGUGGGGAAGAAACUCGAUGAUUUGCAAGGACCUCUAGGUUACCAGACAUUGAGCUAAGUAGUUUCUUUUUCAGAGCUCUUUCUGUGAUCUUGGUUUUGUAUUGGCCGCAAGAGACAGAGAGAGAGUGCCUAUGCUCGAAAUAGGUGACCACACUGUUGGAGACAGUAUCCCACCAUAACUACACUGGCUGCUGCAGCUGGUACUGUGAUCUUGGCAUUACUAGUAAAUUUUAAGUAGUUUCCGAUUCCUUAAUAUGAAUGUACAUAUAUGGUGGCUUCUUUCGAGGCCUCUUGCUUUCUUUACUUGGGACCUUCCUUCUCAGUCUUCAACUUUCCUUUACUUUUUGUCCAAUUUUUCAACUUGGCGUGUUUCUGUCAAGGAUAUCUCUGCCCCCAUCUGUACACUCGGAUUGUGGUGCAUGACAGGUUUGUUCCUUCGGAGAGACUGUAACGACUUCGUUAUUUGAGUGACUCACCCAUCCCCAUCCUCCUCUUCAGUAACAGCUGCUCGAGACUAUGUGACUUGAGCACAUAGCAUCUGUCGUCUCUAGUUUCCCUGGUCACUGUUUCCGGGGAGCAAUUCCCUUGAGGUGAUCCAGAGUGCUGAAUAUUACAGUGCGUCUUAUGGCGCGCAACACUUGCAGAAGGUGACAGAGGAGAGAGGAACCCGUAAAAGACCCAGUAAGUCACUGAAAAGGAGUUGAGCCACUUUUAUGGCGGGAACAAUGGAGUUUCCAUGCCGGGAUUGUGUCCUAAUGGUGGCAACCCUCGACGUGUGUCUUCUUGUAAGUUGUAGCAACAGAAUUGGGCCAUUGGUCAAAGGAUAUAACAAUGUGAUGCAUUUAUGCUUGGUCAGUCAGCUCAUCAUUAAUUAUUAUUAUUAUUAUUAUGGAAAUUCGAAUUAAUUUCUCUUUAGGGUUAUUAUUAUUAUUAUUAAUUGUUUCUUGUUGAAGAAGUUAUUGUUUAGGAGUUGGUUAGUAUUAGUUUACCGUGUUUGAGAAGAAAAGGAUUUACGAGAU
Molecule: messenger RNA, 4181 nt
Organism: Linum trigynum
Lineage: Eukaryota; Viridiplantae; Streptophyta; Magnoliopsida; Malpighiales; Linaceae
Source: the annotation of a GenBank genome assembly